CCUUCGGGUUUAUGGAGAUUGUGAUGGGCGCCGCCGCCGCCGCCGCCGCCGCCGCGAUGGCGCGAAAGUAGCAGCGGCUUCUCCUCCCCCCCACCACCUCUCUGAGCUAAGGAUUGAAUAUUAGCAUGAUGCCUCUCUGCCACUCUGCAAUAAAACACAGUGACUCAGUCACGGAGAGGUGCUAUUUUGCACCUGCUGGAGGUCUGAGGGUAUUCUUGCACUGGAAGGGUGAGGCAGAGGAACAGUAUCAGACAUACACCAAAGGGACUCCUUGUGCUGAAGAGAUCUGCAGUGAUAUUGCACAGAAGAUAGGAAUCACACCAACUUGCUUCAGUCUGUUUGCACUCUAUGACCCAGAGACCAAAUGUUGGUUCCCUCCCAACUAUGUCUUUGAUGUUGAUAGUGAUAUCAAGAUCACUUUGCAUUUUCGUAUGAGAUAUUAUUUUCGAAACUGGCAUGGAACAAAUGACAAGGAGCCAGCCAUAUUUCGCAGUAUUCCUCGCUCAGCUGACUCAGAGGACAGAUCAUAUAGAAGCGAACAAGGCAAUGCCAUCCUGGAUAAAUCAUCAUUUGCCUAUCUCUUUGAGCAAGGGAAAUAUGACUUCAUCAAUGAUGUUGCCUCCUUAAAAGACCUGCACACUGAACAGGAAAUUCACCAAUUUAAAAAUGAGAGCCUGGGCAUGGCUGUCCUCCACCUGUGUCAUCUUGCACUGAAGAAAGGCAUUUCUGUUGAGGAGGUGGCAGAGAAAACAAGUUUCAAAGAGUGCAUCCCACGGUCCUUUUGCCAACAGAUUCAGCAGAACAAUUCUUUGACCAAGUUCCGCAUGAAGAAUGUUUUCAAGAAAUUCUUGCAACAGUUCCAGCAGUACACAUUGAGCACUGGUAAACUUACAGAACAGGAUCUCAUGCACAAGUACUUAGCUAACUUGGAAAACCUGGCUCCGCGUUUUGGGACUGAGCUCUUUGCAGCUGUUUCACUGGAAACUGUUUCGGAGGGUGAGAAGGUGCCACUUUAUAUCAAUGGUGGUCAUGCGCAUCUAGAGAACUCCUAUUCUUCUUCUCACGGUAGCAGGCCUGUCACACAUGAAGUCUUGGUCACAGGCAUUAAUGGGAUUCAGUGGCGGCCUAUCCCUGCUGAGAGACCACAGAGCCAGCCCCAUAAAAUUUAUUUUGGGAGGAAAGUCAAGACUAAGGAGCACAAGUCCAAGCAGUCCUACCAACCAGUGGAGCAAUGUGAAGCUAAAUGGGCACACUUUUGUGACUUUCAAGAGAUCACACAUAUUGUUGUCAAAGAUUGCAACAUCAGCAUCCAUCGCCAAGACAAUAAGUGUCUGGAUUUGACUUUGUCAUCCCAUGAAGCUGCUCUCUCCUUGAUUUCAUUAGUAGAUGGUUACUUCAGAUUAACAGCUGAUUCUAGCCAUUAUCUGUGUCAUGAAGUUGCCCCACCACAACUCGUUAUGAGCAUCCAGAAUGGUAUUCAUGGACCCAUGCAGGAAGAGUUCAUUCUGGCUAAGCUGAAGCGUGAAGGGCAGGAAGAUGGGCUGUAUGCCCUCCGUUGGAGUGUCCUUGAUUUCAACAGAUUGAUUCUAUCGGUACUGAAGAAUGGCCAAGUGAGAGAUGGGAGAAUGAGUACCAGUACCCAAGGUAAUGCAAACUGUGGACAGUUCCGGAUCCAGAGGAAAGGAAAUUCCUUUGUACUUGAAGGCUGGGAGCAAGAAUUUCCUAGUGUCCAAGAACUAAUGAAUGCUCUCAAAGGCUGUACUAUAAAAUCUGGAACGGACAUCUUCAGUUUGAAGAGAUGCUGCCUCCCAAAACCAGGAGAAAUCUCAGACUUAAUCAUCACACGAAAAGUGAAAGACAGCACAAGGCAGAUUCUGAAUUUGACUCAGCUGAGUUUUCAUCAGAUUCGGAAGAAUGAGAUUACACAGAGAGCGCACUUGGGACAAGGAACACGAACCAAUAUUUAUGAUGGUGUACUUCAUGUAUCCAGUGGGAUCAACAGUGAUGAUGAGGCAGAGUAUUUUUCUACUGAGCAGAAUAACAAUAGUUGUGAGAUGCAUGUGGUACUCAAGAUGUUGGACCCCAGUCAUAGAGACAUUGCUCUGGCAUUCUUUGAAACAGCCAGCCUGAUGAGCCAGGUGUCCCAUAUCCACUUAGCCUUUGUUCAUGGGGUUUGUGUAUGGGGUUCAGAGAAUAUAAUGGUGGAAGAAUUCAUUGAGCAUGGUCCCCUGGAUGUCUUUUUGCGUAAUAACAAAGGACGGGUAACAGUAGGCUGGAAAUUCACUAUUGCAACACAAUUAGCCAGUGCCCUCAGUUACCUUGAAGAUAAAAACCUAGUGCAUGGCAAUGUAUGUGCCAAAAACAUCCUGUUGGCAAGGAAAGGUUUGGAAGAUGGCCUGCUGCCUUUUAUUAAGCUCAGUGACCCAGGAGUCAGCUUCACUGUACUUUCCCAAGAAGAAAGGGUUGACAGGAUCCCGUGGAUUGCUCCAGAGUGUAUCAAAGAUGUAAAAAACCUUAGCACAGCAGCUGACAAAUGGAGUUUUGGGACCACAUUGCUGGAAAUAUGUUUUGAUGCAGAUGUGCCACUAAAAGAACGCACUCCUUCUGAGAAAGAACGUUUUUAUGAGAAGAAGCAUCAUCUUCCAGAGCCAUCCUUCAAAGAACUAGCUACCCUAAUCAGCCAGUGCCUAAACUAUGCUCAUGGAGAGCGACCCUCUUUCCGGACUAUCUUACGAGACCUCACUCAACUGCAACCACAUAAUCCUCUUGACAUUAGCUCUGUGAAUCCUGCGUUCCCUGUAUCAGAUCCUACUGUCUUUCAGAAGCGCUACCUGAAAAAGAUUCGAGAUCUGGGUGAGGGCCACUUUGGUAAAGUGAGCCUAUAUUGUUAUGAUCCUGCCAAUGAUGGCACUGGUGAGAUGGUAGCAGUGAAGUCAUUGAAAUCAGGUUGCAGCCAGCAGCUCUUGACUAGUUGGAAAAAGGAGAUUGAGAUCUUGAAGACACUCUACCAUGAGAAUAUUGUAAAAUACAAAGGCUGCUGCAACGAGCAAGGAGAAAAGAUUGUGCAGCUUAUCAUGGAAUAUGUGCCACUGGGAAGUCUGAGGGAUUAUCUCCCCAAGCACAAUGUCAGCUUGGCCCACAUUCUCCUCUUUGCCCAGCAGAUUUGUGAGGGAAUGGCUUAUCUCCACUCCUUGCACUACAUCCACAGAGACCUAGCAGCUAGAAAUGUGCUCCUGGAGAAUGAAAAUGUAGUAAAGAUUGGAGACUUUGGUCUUGCCAAAGCCAUCCCCAAAGGACAUGACUAUUAUCGUGUCUGUGAAGAUGGAGACAGCCCCGUCUUCUGGUAUGCUGUGGAAUGCCUCAAGGAAUGUAAAUUCUAUUAUGCUUCUGAUGUCUGGUCCUUUGGAGUGACUUUAUAUGAACUGUUAACAUGGUGUGAUUCAAGUCAGAGCCCUCCACAAAGAUUUAUUGAGAUGAUUGGAAUGACUCAGGGUCAGAUGACAGUGCUGAGGCUCAUUGAGCUGUUGGACAGAGGGGAAAGACUGCCCAGUCCAAAAGACUGUCCUUGUGAGAUUUAUCACCUGAUGAAAAACUGUUGGGAAUCUGAAGCUUCAUUCCGCCCAACCUUCACAAACCUAGCACCCCUCCUCAAAGCCUUCCAUGAAAAGUACAAGACCCAGGCCCCUUCAGUUUUCAGUGUGUGUUGAUGAGAAUGAAGAGGUUUUGUACCAAAGACCAAAGUCCUAUUUGCACUCUGUGUGCUAGUGCUUACAUGCCUGGAAAGCCACCGUGCCAGGAAAGUUGCUUCUAAGUGACAGUGAUCUUGGAUUCUGACUUUUCUGUUCUGCGCAGUGUCCUUGCAUUGUCUGGAUAUUUUUGCACUUAUCGAAUGUGGUGGGGCAUAAGGAAAAGCCCCUCCAAUGUUUUUGUCUAGCUGAAAGGCAGAAGCUGCUUAUGAAACUUUCUCCUUUGCUAUAUCCUGCUGGGAUGCAAGUCAUUUGUAAAGUCUCAUUAUGAGAUAUUCUGGUACAGGAAAACAUGUUGGUAUCUAAUGAAUUUAAUGGACUCUUGCGCUUAUGGUCCGAUGCAGAGUAUGAAUCUGUAAUUCAAGGAACCCUGAAAAUGGAAUGCAAUAUUUUGACUUGCUAUUUGAAAAACCUGUUAUAUCACAUAUAACUGCUAACCAAACAGAAUGAAAGGUAUCUGGCCUUUAUUUGCAGCAUCUUUACAAGGAAAUACAUUUUUUUAACCUGGCAUUUAUUCCUUAAUCACUCUUUUUACAUCUCUUUAUCACCCGUAGCAUAGCAUUAUUUGCACAUCUACUUGAUAAGGGUCACUUAUCUGCCUAUGUGAAAUCAGAAGCACCCUUAGCCGACUCAAUGCUAGAGAAGUAAAUAUCUGAUCAUGUCUGUUCCCAGACAUUUUUGUUCCCAAAGAGCAAUCCUUACUGUCUCUCAGAUGGAUGAAUCAAGAAUUUCCACUAAUGAGGAUUUGCAGCAGCUGCUAUGUUUCCCUUUGAAUUUUCUAACAGUUCAUCCUUUUUUUAAAAAAAAAUGAUAUAAAACAAUUGUAUCUUUUCUUGAGCUGAGAACUAUUUUGGUUUGAAAUGACCAAUCCCAAAACUUCACCACCACCUGUCCCCUGAUGUUUGCCAAUCAAUAACUUUGAAUUUGAAAUGGAGGUGGAAAGAAACUAUAGGCCUUAAAUAACACUGAAAAUGAAGACAAGAAAUGCCUUUUGGUCACUAACUAAUUGCUACCUUCUGACAUGUAAGCUUUAUGUAGCAAAAUUAAGGUGGCUUGAGCUGGUAAUCCCACAUCCUGGGGGGGAAAAAACUAGCUGCCAUAUAACCUCAGAACAAUUGUGAUUCCUCUUCCCUGUUGUACUAUCAUUUUGCUUCCUAAGUAAUUGGAGCAAUUGUUUUCAUUAUGAGUCUUCAGGUUGUUCUCCAAAUUAUCUUUCAAAUGAAUUUCGUCUUUCAUUGAUGUGUAUCAGAAUUUGUUGGGAGUGAAACUGCAGGCUCUAAGUCAGGGUGUCAAACUGGUGGCCCAUGGGCCAGAUAUAUCACACGCAGGCCACGCCCAUAUCAGUUCCGUGAAGGGGAAAAACAUUGUAAAAUAUCACGUGAUGGCAACAUGACGCAGCGAGUUUGACACCUGUGCUCUAGGUGAUAUAAAUCUUGAUGCAUUGCAGUUACUACACCCAAUGCCUUUAGUACUGAUAUUUUGCUAACAUGUAUUUCUCGUUUCCUGGCUUUUUGUAAGUGGGGGGUUGAUUUUUGCCAUGUUUUACCGAGAUGGCGGAACAUUGAUGAGCCUGUCUCACCUGUAUCAUUUAAAAGCAAUCAUGUUGCCUUAUAGAAGAGGAGAGAUUCUAUAGUCACAUAGUCCAUAUAGAUCAUUUCUAAAGUAUUUAUGUGAUUAUAACAAGCAGGCUGAUGUAAAACAAACAGUUUAUUUAUUAGCUUUGCCAUGGCAGCCAGUGACUUUGAGCUAUGAAUAUUUGAAGUGACUGCAUUCAGCAUCACCGUUCUGCUUUUUUAAAAGACGGAAUCACUUUCAGGUUGCCAUUUGAUUUCGAAGUAUACCAUUAAGAAAGUGAUGGAGAGAAAAGGUACAGAUAGGAUUCCUGGAAGUUAUUUAGUUUACUUUAUUAUCAUUGCACCUCGUACAACGAAAUUAAAUGCCAUCUUCAGUGUAC
Messenger RNA from Thamnophis elegans (Western terrestrial garter snake), 5700 nucleotides. RefSeq names its product tyrosine kinase 2 (gene TYK2). Gene Ontology annotation, biological process: cytokine-mediated signaling pathway; intracellular signal transduction; cell differentiation. Gene Ontology annotation, cellular component: membrane; cytosol; cytoskeleton. Lineage: Eukaryota; Metazoa; Chordata; Lepidosauria; Squamata; Natricidae. The record is from RefSeq and is a predicted model, not a curated record. The transcript has 24 exons. The coding region runs from base 126 to 3707 and encodes 1193 amino acids. Gene Ontology annotation, molecular function: non-membrane spanning protein tyrosine kinase activity; cytokine receptor binding; ATP binding.